AUGGCUCAGCGCUGGCAGUCGUUGGUACAAUUCCAGACAGGCGUCCUUCAUCCCAAGAGCAAAGAUGGAUCUUUCAAAAAGCAGCGUAUUUUAACCGUUCCCGCAGGGGCACAGGGUUCUACAGGGCCGCUUCAGAAGGGUUUACCCACCCUCCUCUCCCGCGACACCCAUUUCAGCGUUACAAACAACUUUUGCUCAGGACCUGGACGGAACAACAAACAAGAGCAGGCUGAUGAGAGCAGGACCUACGUGGAUACUGUAAGACACAAGACCGAUGAUUAUAUGGAAGUCUCUGCUGAGGAGAACUCGGGGAGCCCAGGUAGCAGCAUGAGCUUCACUCCAGAUACACGCCGGGAUCUCCUUUGUGGGAAGACGGUUCCUCUUCCUUCGCAGCCCUCCAGCCUGGUCCGAAUCUUCAUCAGCUCAGUUUUUUCAGACAUGGCUACAGAACGAGAGACCCUCCUGGAGAAAGCGUACCCAGAAGCACAGGCCUUCUGUCAGAAGCAUGGCCUAAUGUUUGAGGUAAUUGACUUGAGAUGGGGUAUUUCUGAGCUUGUAGACACAGAUCCCAGAAACACACAACUCUGCCUGGAGGAAAUUGAAGCCUGUCAGAAACUGUCAGCUGGUCCCACCUUCAUCGGACUCCUGGGGGACUGCUGUGGCCACCAAACUGUGCCUCGGCUCACUGCGGAGAAGGAAUUUGAGGCCCUAACUCUGCAGCUGUCAGGGGACUCUGCCCAGCUCCUGACACAGUGGUGCCGGCGGGAUGAGAACGCGCUGCCCACCUGCUGUGUGCUGCAGCCGGCUGACGGGGAGGCCUGGCACUGCCUGGAGAGACGCCUGGCCUCAGCGCUGCGCGCCGCAGCCCAGAAGGCAGAGAGGUGCGGGCUGCUCGGCCCAGAGCAGAGGCACUGCUACCACAAAUCAGCAAAAAUUGCAAGCCAUUAUCCCAAACACCUCAAAGUACACGUGCUGGCAUACAGCAAAGACUCUGGGAACCCUCAGUGCAAGGAGAAUAACGAAUACCUGAAACAACUUUGUGAGCAGUUCACUGCUGUCACUAAUCACCAGGUUUUAGAGAAUCUUCGAUGCCGAGGAUGGAUCGGUGAGGAGCCAGGGCGACGUCUGCAGGAGCUGGGCCGCGACACAGCUCUGUGCCUGAAGAACUGCAGAUUUGUCUGUGGGAGACAGAAUUUAUUGGAUACCAUUUUUCACCAUAUUAGGCAGAACAACAAUAAAACCCACGCAGCCCUCAUCCUUUAUGGGCCACCAGGCUGUGGAAAAACAGCUGUGAUGUGCAAACUGUCUGAGCGGAUGCAAGCUAUUUUAGGGCAAGGCACCAUAGUGGUGAUUCGUCUGCUGAGGACAUCCCAGCUCAGUUCUGCUAUUCACAGCCUGCUGAGGGACAUUUGUCUCCAAGUGUGUUUAGCAUUUGAUUUGCCACCACCUCCAACCCAGACCAAACAGGCUUGCAGUGAUUUAGUCUUGUUCCUCAAUAAACUCCUCCUCACUGUCUCCCGUUGCGGCACACAAACACUGAUGUUGUUCCUUGACUCGGUGGAGAGAUUACGUCCUGGUGAUGGCGCUCACAGAUUCCACUGGCUCCCUACAGAUUGCCCUCCAAAGGUCCACAUCAUCAUUUCCAUUUCCACAGCAGAGCCUGAUACUCUGAAAGCUCUCCAACACGCUGUGCCUGAGGCUGAAGCGUACUUUGAAGUAGGACCCUUAUCCUGUGAGGAAGGUGAGGAGAUGCUAGAGAUGCUCUUAGCAUCAGACAGCCGACGGCUAAGCCCAGCUCAACGGGCCUAUUUCCGUCAGAGCUUCCCUAGUGGUGGGCAAGCCCUGCUCUUCAAGCUGGCCUUCCACGAGGCCAGAAAAUGGGCAUCUUCUUACACCUCACCUGCAGAACUAGUGAUUGCUAGCACAGCCCAGGACACCAUGUACCAUCUGUGUGAGAGACUGGAAAAGUCACACGGCACCGUCCUUGUGGCUCAUGUGCUUGGCUAUAUUGUCGCCUGCAGAAAUGUGCUGUCAGACAUGGAAUUGAAGGAUGUUUUAUCCCUUGACGAUGAAGUUCUCUCAAAGAUUCACCACUGCCACCUUCCUUCAAGUAAAAUUAUCCUGCGCCUUCCUCCUCUCCACUGGGCACGGCUACGCAGUGACAUGGGAGAGUGCCUGGCAGAACGGAAGGCAGACGGCUUCACCCUUCUUUGCUUUGCACACAGAUUUCUUCAAGGGGACUUGGAGCCUCUUAUGUUGCCACACUUUAGCACAACCUUGAAUGCUGACAGGCAGGUAGCCCCUCAGCCACUCUGGUUCUCUGAUACUGUUGCAAAUCUGAGGAAGCCGAGUGAAUCGCCAUUUCAUUUACUUAAUGCUGGAUGAAUUGAGGAGCUAAAACGGGAUGUGCUGGAGAAUAUGAACUGGAUCAGCUGUAAAAUAAUCGCCUCUGGAACAGAGAGUGUUGUUGACGACUUUGCCACGUGUACCAAAUGCAUCAGCUGUCCAGAACUACGCCUCGUGCAGGACACACUUCUCCGUUUGAAGCCUGCAGUCAGCAGUAUCCACAGCCCCAAAGUGAGUGUAAUAUACACAGAAAUGCUGGCCAGGUUUCUUUUUUUCGUGCCUUCUUACCCGGAGGUAAUCGGGAAGCUGUGCCAGCAGUGCCUAAGCUGGUGCAGCGUCUGUCCCUAUCCUGUUCUCAUUCCACUGUGCGGAUUUCUCCAGCCACCUGGUGGGCCCCUACGCACAACGCUCACCAGAUUCCUCAAAGGUGUCACAGUGAUGGCACUUAGUUCUGAUUACCGGCUGCUGGUGGCAGGUUCCCAGCGCUCAAUGCUUGUCUGGAACAUGGAAGGUUAUGAGAUGCUGCACGCCCUUCCUGGGCACGCCACUGAGGUGAGGUGUGUGAAAGCGUUUGGAAAAGGAACCUGUGCUGUUUCAGCUGCCAUGGAUCACAGCCUGCGCAUCUGGAAUUUGAUUUCUGGCAGAGCAAGGUUUAUUAUCCAGGACACGCAUAUCAAAGAACAGCCCUCAUAUGACCUUCAUGUGGAUGAGGGGCGCAGGAUUGUAUAUUCUUCCUCAGAUACAAAGGUCAACACUUGGCGCCUGGAGACAGCAGAACUCAUCUUCCAGAUUUCUGGAGAGGCAUCAGAUGCAUGGAUGUGUUCUGCAGUACUCAGCCCAAGGCUGGUGAUUAUGACUGUGUCUGAAGGAGGAACACUGAGUCUGUGGAACAGCAACACCGGUGAGCUGAGAUCCAAACGUCAGCUCUCAGGGAUACAGGAAGAAACACCAACCUCCAGUGUUCUGAUCCAGAAGCAAGGGAAGAUGAUAGUGGGAUUUAGCAGGGGAUCUCUAUCCAUGGUGUGGAGUUUAUCAGAGCAGGGGUUGCUGAUGGACACACUGGAUGGCAUGGGAGCACCAGUAACACUCUUCGCCCUGUGCGACUGCACACUGGUUUCUGUCUCCCACAGUGCCCCGUAUCUAGGAGUGUGGAACCUCAUUUACAAUCAUCAGCAGAAAACCUGGGCACCUGUCCCAAAUACAGGCUGCGCUGCACUGUCCCACGGGGGGAACUAUGCCUAUUUUACUCAACCUGAAGAACAUAAAGUUGUCAUCUGGAACGCCACAGAAGGUGAAGUGUGUGACACCCUGGACACCUCUGCCCAAGUGAGAUGCCUGGAAAUAGCUGAGCAAAACCAGCUCCUUUUCACGGGGCUUAUAUCUGGAACAGUCCUCGUCUUUCCCCUGAACUCCAAGCAGGAUGUAGCAUACAUCCCACCUCCAGAAUCACAAAAAUCAGUCAACGACAUGGCAAUCAACAAGCAGGAAAAGCAGCUUGCCAUAGCAUGCGAUGAUUUAGUCCUUGUGUUGGAUAUUAUCCCUGCAGAUCCAUGCCCAGUGAUCAACAGGCCCACCUACACCUUUAAAACUCAGAUCCCUGGCUCUCUCAUUUCGAGAGCAGCUGUCCUUGCAGAUUACAGAGUCCUCUACGGCAUGACUAGCGGGGACUUAUUCCUUUAUGACUGCCCUCAGGCCCGAGUGUUUCCUUUGGAAGGUCACAGAAGCCAGAUCUCCCGUUUGGAAAGCAGCCACGGAGAGCAGUGGGCACUCAGUGGAUCUGAGGAUUCCCUGCAGCGCCUCUGGGACUUGGAGUUCUGUCGGCAGGAACACGAGAUGUGCUAUUGUAAGCCCACAUCUCUCCUGAAAGGCAUUUGCUGUGCUUGCUUCUCAAAAGAUGAUAAGUACAUGUACACUGGGUCGCUGGAUCAGUCCAUUACAGUCUGGGAUGUUGCAAGUGGUGCCUUGCUGGCUGUACAGUGCAUAUACACAACUGCUAACAGAAUUGCACCAACAGCAGAUGGAUUUGUCGCAAUAACAAAAGCUGGUUAUAUAAUUUGUGAGAAGUUUCAGUGUCCCAAGACCACCCCUCCUGGGUAUAACCCGCUCCAGAACAUCGUGGCAACGCGUACAGUAAAAUCCAGAGAGAAAGGCAGGGAAAACUCAAGCAAGCAACAGUACAACCAAGGAAAUUCUGGGAGCCUGAUUCAUACCAGCAAGCGCUCUCAACUCUGUUCAGUGGCGUAA
Nipponia nippon (crested ibis) is the source of this 4590-nucleotide messenger RNA. The record is from RefSeq and is a predicted model, not a curated record. NCBI's taxonomy places the organism in Eukaryota, Metazoa, Chordata, Aves, Pelecaniformes, Threskiornithidae.